GAGCGCGCCGGGGCCCGCAGUCGCCGCCCGGGUCCGAAGAGCCAGAGCCCCGAGCGCAGAGCCGGCGCCCGCCAUGAGGGAGAUCGUGCACAUCCAGGCGGGCCAGUGCGGGAACCAGAUCGGCACCAAGUUUUGGGAAGUGAUCAGCGAUGAACACGGCAUCGACCCAGCCGGAGGCUACGUGGGUGACUCGGCGCUGCAGCUGGAGAGAAUCAACGUCUACUACAAUGAGUCAUCCUCUCAGAAAUACGUGCCCAGGGCUGCCCUGGUGGACUUGGAGCCUGGGACCAUGGACAGUGUGCGGUCUGGGCCUUUUGGGCAGCUUUUCCGGCCUGACAACUUCAUCUUCGGGCAAACGGGCGCAGGCAACAACUGGGCCAAGGGCCACUACACGGAGGGCGCCGAGCUGGUGGACGCGGUGCUGGACGUGGUGCGGAAGGAGUGUGAGCACUGCGACUGCCUGCAGGGCUUCCAGCUGACGCACUCGCUGGGCGGCGGCACGGGCUCGGGCAUGGGCACGCUGCUCAUCAGCAAGAUCCGCGAGGAGUACCCCGACCGCAUCAUGAACACCUUCAGCGUGAUGCCGUCGCCCAAGGUGUCGGACACGGUGGUGGAGCCCUACAACGCCACGCUGUCGGUGCACCAGCUGGUGGAGAACACGGACGAGACCUACUGCAUCGACAACGAGGCCCUGUACGACAUCUGCUUCCGCACCCUGAAGCUGACCACGCCCACCUACGGCGACCUCAACCACCUGGUGUCGGCCACCAUGAGCGGCGUCACCACGUCGCUGCGCUUCCCGGGCCAGCUCAACGCCGACCUGCGCAAGCUGGCCGUCAACAUGGUGCCCUUCCCGCGCCUGCACUUCUUCAUGCCGGGCUUCGCGCCGCUCACGGCCCGCGGCAGCCAGCAGUACCGCGCGCUCACCGUGCCCGAGCUCACGCAGCAGAUGUUCGACGCCAAGAACAUGAUGGCCGCGUGCGACCCGCGCCACGGCCGCUACCUCACGGUGGCCGCCGUCUUCCGCGGCCCCAUGUCCAUGAAGGAGGUGGACGAGCAGAUGCUGGCCAUCCAGAACAAGAACAGCAGCUACUUCGUCGAGUGGAUCCCCAACAACGUGAAGGUAGCCGUGUGCGACAUCCCGCCGCGCGGCCUCAAGAUGGCCGCCACCUUCAUCGGCAACAGCACGGCCAUCCAGGAGCUGUUCAAGCGCAUCUCGGAGCAGUUCUCCGCCAUGUUCCGGCGCAAGGCCUUCCUGCACUGGUUCACGGGCGAGGGCAUGGACGAGAUGGAGUUCACCGAGGCCGAGAGCAACAUGAACGACCUGGUGUCCGAGUACCAGCAGUACCAGGACGCCACGGCCAACGACGGAGAAGAAGCCUUUGAAGACGAUGAAGAGGAGAUCAACGAGUAGAGGAGCGGCCGAGCCUCACAGACCGCGACCCAGAGGCUUAACUCCGGGGCCUGUGACCCCGAGGGCCCCUGCAAGGCGCUCAGCUCUAAAUACCUGGGUAGAGGCCCCUCACCAACGCAACGAAAUUCCUCUGGAAGGAAGGAAGUACACGGAAAAUCGGCAGCCCUGUCCUACCCAAUCAAAACCUCAGGUGACAGACUUCCUGCUGGAGGACUCCCAACGACAAUUGGGCCACCAGUGAAGGGCUAAAUGGAUUGACCUCUCACCCUGUUAAGCGUUCAGCCUUGCUGAGAAUUAGCCAGGAGGUUAGAAACCGUCUUUUUCAUCCUUUGUGAUGGGAUCUGAAGCUGUGCAGUGUUGCCUUAGAACUUUAAAACAACCUAUUCAUAAUAAAACACUGAAACUCC
Nyctereutes procyonoides (raccoon dog) is the source of this 1821-nucleotide messenger RNA. It is a transcript of the gene TUBB6, whose product is annotated as tubulin beta 6 class V. The coding region runs from base 74 to 1414 and encodes 446 amino acids. The transcript has 4 exons. Gene Ontology annotation, cellular component: cytoplasm; microtubule. NCBI's taxonomy places the organism in Eukaryota, Metazoa, Chordata, Mammalia, Carnivora, Canidae. Gene Ontology annotation, biological process: microtubule cytoskeleton organization; mitotic cell cycle. The record is from RefSeq and is a predicted model, not a curated record. Gene Ontology annotation, molecular function: GTPase activity; structural constituent of cytoskeleton; GTP binding.